This is a messenger RNA of Auanema sp. JU1783, 546 nucleotides long. The record is from the annotation of a GenBank genome assembly. NCBI's taxonomy places the organism in Eukaryota, Metazoa, Nematoda, Chromadorea, Rhabditida, Rhabditidae.
AUGGAGGUCAACAAAAAGCGUCUUUCUGAAAUAUUUGGGGUCAGCGUGCGAACCAUUCAGAACUGGCAGGAUCAGGGAAUGCCUGUAGCACGUGGCGGUGGAAAAGGUAAUGAGGUCCUCUAUGAAUCUUCCGCGGCUAUCGAAUGGUAUUCCGCACGCGACGCGGCGAUUGAGAAUGAGAAAUUACGGAAGGAGGUGGAAGACCUUCGUCUUGCAUCGGAAUCCGACCUUCAGCCUGGUACGAUUGACUAUGAGCGUCACCGCCUCACCCGAGCGCAGGCAGAUGCCCAGGAACUAAAAAAUGCAAAAGAUUCCGCUGAGGUGGUGGAAACCGCAUUCUGCACGUUCGUGCUGUCGCGGAUGGCCGGAGAAGUAGCCAGCAUUCUUGAUGGAGUUCCUCUGUCGGUUCAGCGGCGCUUCCCGGAGCUGGAAAACCGACAUAUUGAUUUCCUCAAGAAGGACAUCAUUAAAGCCAUGAACAAAGCAGCUGCGCUGGAUGAAAUAAUACCGGGGUUGCUGAGUGAAUAUAUCGAACAGUCAGGUUAA